This is a messenger RNA of Actinia tenebrosa (Australian red waratah sea anemone), 1482 nucleotides long. RefSeq names its product E3 ubiquitin-protein ligase MARCHF8. Gene Ontology annotation, molecular function: zinc ion binding. The record is from RefSeq and is a predicted model, not a curated record. Lineage: Eukaryota; Metazoa; Cnidaria; Anthozoa; Actiniaria; Actiniidae.
UAUACAUUAGAAGGAUUCCAGGCCGCCAUCUUGUACCAAACAAAUUUAUAGAAAAAGUCGAGAUAACGAGAGAAAAAAUCAAUUUAAAAUUACAUUAAGACCUCCUAGAUAUCAGCCUGCCUACAGGGUGAAAGAAGAAGGCCUCUUUACCAUGUUAGUGGUUAAAAUAUGUAGUUUUAUAUAACAAUUCGAAGGUUUUUUUUUGGACAGUGAAUGUCGCUUGUUGUAUUCAUCCCACGGUCGUUGAACCCUACCAACGCUAUGCCUGUUCAACAAAUCGUGGUGAACUCAAGUCCUUCACAACAAAAUAAUAACAAAGACUCCAAGGAAUCUAAUCCACCUAUUAAUGAAGACCCUGAGAUCGGAGAAGAUGUGGUGGAGGUACCAAGACAGAAACAGAGUAUUUCUUGUGUGUCUAUAGCUUCCUCAGGCAUGGCAAUAUGUCGUAUAUGUCACUGCGAAGCAGAAGUGGACCAACCGUUAAUUUCACCAUGCCAUUGCGCAGGGUCACUACGGUAUGUUCAUCAGAGCUGUCUACAGAAAUGGAUAAAAAGCUCUGAUACUAAAAAGUGUGAACUCUGUUAUUAUGAGUUUGUCAUGGAGGCUAAAAUGAAGCCGUUUAGAAAAUGGCAAGCACUUGAGAUGUCUCAAAGUGAGCGUCGAAAGAUAAUGUGCUCGGUAUCUUUUCAUGUUAUUGCAAUAACUUGUGUCGUCUGGUCACUAUGGGUCCUUAUCGAACGCACAGCACACGAAAUCCAUCAAGGCCAUUUGGAUUGGCCGUUUUGGACCAAGUUAGUGGUCGUUGCUAUCGGUUUCACGGGAGGGCUUGUCUUUAUGUAUGUUCAGUGCAAAGUAUAUGUCCAGUUAUGGAAAAGACUGAGGGCUUACAACCGAAUAAUUCUCGUACAGAAUUCAGGUACAACCGUAGAAACUGCAGAAUACAUCUAAAUGGAUUUGAAAAUGGGUUAUAGAAUAAAGAAAGUAAUGGCCAACUUGUCCAUUGGAUGAAGAGAUGAGAAACUACAACCUUUGAUGUUCGUGGUAGCCAUUCCCAGCAUGUAUAGAUUUUCAAUCAAAAAUGUGAAUAGCAAGCUUAAUUUGACAAUUGUAAGAAGUUUCCUUACCAAUCAAUGUAAGAUAUCAUUUAAUUUUAAGAUAUUAGUUCCCAUACACUACUCUUCUGUUAGUUUCUUUUUCCCCAAAAAAAUGUGUCUUCUCAUAAAUUUUAUUUCUUUACCAAAAAAACAAUCAUACCUUUGUAUAUAGAUACUCCAAUAACAUAAAAAAGCCUAAAAACUUGUAUCUCAAAGAAAACAGUGUGAUAGAACUUUAGAUAGUUGUAUCGGCAAGAUGUUUUGAGAAUUAGAGUGGUUUUCAUAAACCCAUGUAAUAGCUUAAGAGGAAAUUUUUUUCAAUAAUGAGCAAUAAUGGCAAAAAGCGCCAAAAACUAGACUUUCGUAUGAGUUUUGAUCCCAUUUUCGU